GUAGUUUCAAAGUUCAUAGAAUCCUAUUUGCUGCACAAGCUUCCUUUGGAGAAGUAUGGACUAAAACCGGACCACCCUUUUGUCGAGGACUACGCGUCUUGCCAAAUGGCUAUCAUGCCGGAGAACUUCUUCUCUGAGGCUGACAAGGGGAAGAUUGUGUUCAAGAGAUCAUCAAAAUGGUGGUUCUGGGAAAAAGGAAUCGAGUUCGACGACAAAGAAAAGAUCGAAGCUGAUGUUGUCGUCCUCGCCACUGGUUAUGAUGGUAAGAAAAAGCUCAAAGCCAUCAUGCCAGAGCCCUUUCGCAGUUUGUUGGAGUAUCCAUCUGGUCUCAUGCCGCUAUACAGGGGUACUAUCCAUCCUUUGAUCCCAAACAUGGGAUUUGUGGGCUAUGUUGAGAGUGUGGCGAACCUACAUUCGUCUGAAUUGCGUUCGAUAUGGCUGGCACGGCUAGUGGACGACAAAUUCAAGCUUCCGGGUGUGACGGAAAUGCUCGAGAGAACACUGAAGGAGAUGGAAGUCAUGAAGAGAACCACCAGGUUCUACAAGAGGCACUGCAUUUCAACUUAUAGUAUCAACCACAGUGAUGAAAUAUGUGAGGAAAUGGGAUGGACUUCUUGGAGGAAGAAGAGCUGGUUUUCAGAGGCAUUUAGCCCCUAUGGUAGUCGAGACUAUCUGAACUAG
Molecule: messenger RNA, 681 nt
Organism: Morus notabilis
Lineage: Eukaryota; Viridiplantae; Streptophyta; Magnoliopsida; Rosales; Moraceae
Product: probable flavin-containing monooxygenase 1
Exons: 2
Molecular function (GO): flavin adenine dinucleotide binding; N,N-dimethylaniline monooxygenase activity; NADP binding
Source: RefSeq, a predicted model, not a curated record